Molecule: messenger RNA, 4146 nt
Organism: Amoebophrya sp. A25
Lineage: Eukaryota; Dinophyceae; Syndiniales; Amoebophryaceae
Source: the annotation of a GenBank genome assembly
AUUUUCCGAUUUUUGUCUACAAAAACUGAAAGAUAUUAGUAUUUAUAGUAUUAGCAAUUCCCAGAAAUCUCUUAAGGAGCUCCCUUAAGGAGCUUCCUUAAGGCGCUUCCUUAAGGAAAUCAGUUUCCUUAAGGAAUUUUUAUUAUAAAAAGUUAUUAUAACUUUCCUUAAGAGGAAAAAAAUUCCCUUAAGGAGGACCCUUAAGGACAAGCUGUUAUAAACUUGGGCUAAUAACAGCGGCUCCUUAAGGACCUUGCUAGUACUACGAGGUCAAAAGUGUCAAGAGCGUGCUAACGUGUUCGCGGCUGUUAGUUUGUAGGCUACUCACGUACACCAGCCACAUCUGCAGCAAGACACUACGCGCCCACCCCUAGCGAAUCGCCCCGACGAACUUCCAACCGCUACCCUUGUCAUAUAUCGCCCAACGCCUUUACUUUUUUUCAAAAACUUCAGGGAGGUCAUUCAAAUACAGAGAAAACUGAACGACCUCCCUGAAGUUUUUGGAAAAAAGUUAGCUCGCUCCCCUUCCGCGACUACCUUCCGCGCACAGCAAUCGACCACGGCACAGGAGCGCGCGGCAGCCCUUGGAGAUGGUUGACCAGUAUACUUCUAACCAGCACAAAAGCGGGAGAAUUGUAAGGGAGAGGGUGAGCACUUGAAAAGGCAGAGGCUGACGAGCGUGAUCAUAUUGAUUCGCGAGAAGGCCAAAGACAUACAUCUCGGCGCUUCAAAGUCGCAGCCGUUGCGGAUGUCGAUGGCUGUGAGGAUGAUAGCCGUGCGCACUUGCGUGUCUGAAGGGUGGACCCUGGUGAGCAUCAUCAUAUCCAUGAGAAGGCCAAAGGUGUGCAUAUUUGCGUGCGAAAGUCGAAGCCGCUGAGGAUGUUGAUGUCUUUGAGAAUGAUUGAGAGCCGUGAGGACUUGCGUCAUGUCUGAAGGGUGGACCCUGGUGAGCGUCAUCAUAUCCAUGAGAAAGCCAAAGACAUACAUCGCUGUGUAUGAAAGUCGAAGCCGUUGAGGAUGUCGAUGUCUGUGAGAAUGAUAGCCGUGAGGACUUGCAUGUCUGAAGGGUGGACCUUGGUGAGCAUCAUCAUAUCAACGAGAGGGCCAAAGGCAUGCGUCUCUGUGUGUGAAAGUCGAAGCCGUUGAGGAUGUCGAUGUCUGUGAGAACGAUAGCCCUAGCCGUGAAGGGAGGCGCGCACGUCUGAAGGGUGGACCUUGGUGAGCGUCAUCAUAUCCAGGAGAAGGCCAAAGAUGUGCAUCUCUGUGUUUGAAAGUCGAAGCCGUUCCGUUGAGGAUGUCGAUCUCGAUGUCUGUGAGAGUGAUAGCCUUGAGCACUUGCGUGUCUGAAGGGUGGGCCCUGGUGGGCGUCAUCAUAUCCAUGAGAAGGCCAAAGGUAUACAGAUUUGCCUGCGAAAGCCGAAGCCGUUGAGGAUGUCGAUGUCUGUGAGAAAGUAGAUAAGGUUGGACCCUGGCGGGCGUCAUCAUGUCCAUGAGAAGGCCAGGCGCAUGCAUCUCCGUCGGUGAAGGCUGAAGGCUGAGGACGUCGAUGCCUGUGUGUGAGAAUGAUAACUGUGGGCCAUUGCAUGUCUGAGGCGCGGACCGUGGUGGGCGUCUUGCGUCAUGUCCAUGAAACAGCCAACCUCCUAGACACAUCCCCGCGCCUGAAGGUUGGGGCCCAGCUUCUGGCUCUGCGCAUAGAUAUGCCCAAGCGUGGCUUUCUCAUGGGCCUCGUCCAUGACGCUCGCCAGUGUCAGCGUUUUGCCAUCCCAUGGGCCUGCUAUGCUUUAGGAUUCUCCUGGACAUGAUCACACUCAAAAGGGCCCAACCUCUGUGCCUACAUAUGUCCAGGCGUGGCCUUCUCAUGGACUCCAUGACGCUCAGCGGGCCAGCCUUGGCGCCCAUUGGCUUGCCCCUAGCAAGCAAGUUGGCCAAGGCAGUAGCCAUAGCGGUAACCUCCUCACUAGCCUCGCCACAGUGGGGGCCAGCUUCCCAGCCUUGGCGAGCAGACUUGGCGACUUUUUUCGUUUGUCUUUCUGUCUCUUAGUCGUCAACCUGUCUAGUUGUUAACCUAUGCCCAGCGCAGCGGGCCCUUGAUGGGCCCGCUUUCUGGGCAUGUAUCUAAUACAGGUACUAACGGGAGUCGCAAUAAUUACAGCUUUCGGCGUAAGAUGAACGAAGUUGAAAGUCAUUCUUGACGUCGCGGUAUGUCUGCGAUAGAUGUAAGACACACAAAUUAAGUACGACUCGCUCACUACAUGAUAAAAAUUCACAUCCUGCUCUACAACCGUUCUACUUGAUGAAGACGUAGAAUUAUCCUAUUCUUGAAUCAAAUACCAAGAAAAAUGUCAGCUGUCCGCAACCCAACAGAGGACAAAAGUCCUCUUAGGUUCACCCAGGAAUGCUCCAUUAGUAUUCUGAGUCUCAUGCACGUCUUCUCACAGACGAAGAAGGCACCGCCAUUCUGCUUCUCGCUCUUUCUCGCCAUUUGGGCUGCUUGGUGGCUGGAGACGUUUGAGGUAAUAGAUACGCAAACGUGGGUAUUGCCCAGUUCGGCGGUUUUGAGUCCUAUAUUACGACAGCAAACAGUGGGAGGAACCUCCACAUCUAGUUCGGGAACAAGUACACCAUCUCCAUCAAGUAUUAUGGGGGUAGGGAAUUCAUCUCCAAAGUCAUCUGGAAGAGAAAAGACAAGAGGAAAAUGGCACCCAGAUGAUCCCCGCGAUGGAUUUCCUAUACCUCUAAAAGUAGUCCGCCAGAUGAUAUAGACUGGUCAGGAGCAGCACUGCAUUGGAUAAAGCCAUAUUGCGGAUUCCUCCGAACAUGCCUGAUAGGAAGCGUGCUACUGAUAUAUGGGUACUCGUACUUCUUGAAUUUGAGCAGUAGACAAGAACCCUAUACCAUAGAGGAACGUAAUUUUUCCACAAACACAAUGAUCCCUUAUCUUCCCUGCUCGUCUUCCUACAACCAGGUACACCUACGAGGCUCUCAUCGGCACAGCGGCGUUUCUGAUGAAUUUCCUUCUUCUCCAUGCCUUCGCCAUUGGUCUUACAGCGUGGUUCGAUCUAGAGAGGUACGUCGGCGGCGCGAUCUUCGGUCUAGAGUGUACUCUAGUAGCGAUGCAGUGUCUUUAUCACGAGCAAAACCCUAAGAUCGGCCCACACCAGAUCCGGGACGACUUCCUACAAGUAAAGCUCUUCACCCUCGAGCCAAGGUGGCAUGUCUGGUGGCUACUAGUCCUUCUGCUCUUGACUGGGCAGACGGCGCCAUGGCCACUAGUAUUGGCGAAGUACAGUGUAGGCUUAGCGAUGGGAACACUGCAAGUAGCGAGAUAUCCAACGGUACUAUUAGCAACUUGAUUGGAUUCUCUAUUUUGAAGGCUCUGGCUUGGUCUGAUGAGCAUUUUCCGUCAAGGUUCGUAUUUCUCUCUCCCUCUUCUGAACAGACGUGGCCUCACAUCCAGUCCCUCUUCGCAAGAAAUGGGCAGUUCGCUUUCUGCCUCCUCCUCUUCGCACUGUCGCUCGUCUAUCUUCCGUUAACUGCCGUGGAACCUCCAAGUAGCAUUCCCGGUCUUUUAGAGGGUGCUUUCGGCACACCACAGCUUUCCCUAGUAUCGAUCGGCACCUUCCUCGAACCGAUGCCGGAAGCCUAUUUUGUGAUAAAAUUCACUCUUGCGCUUUUGCCGAUGAUCGUGUGUCUCACGGUGAAUGACCAGACGGGCGGUUUCGCAUGGAUCAAGAAGGCAUAUGGAGUCACGUCAAUGAUCCUGGCAAUGUACGCGAUGAACACAAAAGUGUGGAAUUACGUAAACAGUGGCUUUUUGGGCCUACUGCUGUGUGUGUACGGGUUUAUGACGUGUUGAUGAGGAUGAUUCACUACAACGAAUUUGAUGAUGCUGGGAACCCCAACAACCCAACCAUAUUCCUGUCAAAGUCAGAUAUCCAAGAUCAUUGAGAACUACCAUAUUAAACACACCCGUCUCCAAGACGCACAUCAGCCAAGGCGAAUAGGCGAUGUGGACACAUCUCCAAGGAGUCGUGUAUGACUAACCUGAUGCUUACGCGAAUCCAUAAACUCUUGUCCUUGUCGUUUUCCUCUUACUACUCAAUUAUUAUGACGCAUAAUUAUAAAUAUUAGAUCAACAUCAAU